AUGGCUCCCCGCUACGAUUCCGUCGCCGUUAUCGGCACUGGUCCCUCGGGUCUCUCAACAUUAAAAGCCCUCGUUGAUGAAGGAACCUUCAGCAGAAUUCGCGUAUUUGAGCGCCGUGAUCGAGUCGGCGGCCUCUGGCACUACGAUCCCGUCCCAGACGUCUUCCCUACACCGGGCGCACCGCAUAUCCGCAACGAGAUUCCGGCCAGCUUGCCCGCAUUCACAGAGCCCGUGGCGGAGGAUACGACGGCGCGCACGGGGAUCCACGACCAGCUCGAUAGCAAUGUCGGCUCAGGGACAAUGAGCUUUACGCAUACGCCAUUCCCAGAGGUGAAUUCCGCGGUCUCGGUUCGGCAGUUGGGAAGGGGGAAUCCGAGUCGGCCCUUUCGGGUUGUGAGCGGGUACCUGGAGGACCUUGCACGGCCGUAUCUGGACCGUAUCUCGUUUAACACAACCGUGGAGCGGGUCGAAAAGAUCGACAAUCGGAAGAAGUGGAGGAUCACGGCCAGGCAGUCUGGCCAUUUUCAGCGAAACAAGCCGGCCGAGUACUGGUGGCAGGAGGAGUUUGACGCUGUCGUCGUCGCAUCGGGACACUACAAUGUGCCUCUCAUCCCAGAGAUUGACGGGCUGGCGGAGGCACACAAGGCGCUGCCCGGGCACUUUGAACACUCAAAGAGCUUCCGGUCCGCGAACGACUAUGUCGACAAAAGGGUCGUUCUUGUGGGGGGGAAUAUCUCGAGUGCGGACCUUAUUGCGGACUUGCACGCAGUCGUCAGGGGAAACCUCUACCUCUCACAGCGAGGGGGUAAUGAGGCGUUAGCGAACGUCUUCUCCCUGCCAGGAGUCGAGAUCAGGCCGACGAUCGGUCGUGUCGAUGCUGAGAAGGCCGGUCUCACCGUCACCUUCACCAACGGCUCGACAGUGGCAGACGUAGACAAGCUCAUUUUCGCAACGGGCUACCGUCUCGUCUACCCUUUCCUCGUGCCCGACCCCGUCACCCCGAGUAAUCGGGUGGCGGGCCUCUACCAGCACAUUUUCAAGAUUGGGGAUCCCAGCUUUGCAAUGGUCGGGCAGGUCCGCGGUGCUCUGAGCUUCCGGGUUUACGAGUACCAAGCCGUCGCCGUGGCGCGGUACUUUGCGAACCACAACGCAAAGCCCCUUCCGAGCCCGGCGGAGCAGGAUGAGUGGGAAGUCGGGCGGCUCAAGUACAAGGGUCCGACGACCUUGUUCCACGAGAUCAAGCCGGACUUCAAGGAGUACUUUGAGUAUCUAAGGGAGUUUGCCGGCCCGCCUGGCCCAGGGACGAACGGGUACGAGCUGCCCGUGUUUGGUGAGGACUGGCCGAACUUGGGGUUCGCGAUCCUACAACUAAAGGACAAGUACUGGCAAAGUAUCAAGGCUGCUUCGCAGAAUGGGAAGGAGAAGGUCCAGGCGAAACUGUGA
Messenger RNA from Aspergillus nidulans FGSC A4, 1443 nucleotides. RefSeq lists its product as uncharacterized. The transcript has a single exon. Lineage: Eukaryota; Fungi; Ascomycota; Eurotiomycetes; Eurotiales; Aspergillaceae. The coding region runs from base 1 to 1443 and encodes 480 amino acids. Gene Ontology annotation, molecular function: N,N-dimethylaniline monooxygenase activity; flavin adenine dinucleotide binding; NADP binding. The record is from RefSeq and is a predicted model, not a curated record.